This is a messenger RNA of Pseudovirgaria hyperparasitica, 1072 nucleotides long. RefSeq lists its product as uncharacterized. The record is from RefSeq and is a predicted model, not a curated record. The transcript is spliced from 3 exons. NCBI's taxonomy places the organism in Eukaryota, Fungi, Ascomycota, Dothideomycetes, Acrospermales, Acrospermaceae. Bases 151 to 828 code for a protein of 225 amino acids.
GCCCGUAUGGAUUCUCUGAUAGCCAUGUUAGGGAAGAUGGCUUAAUAGUCGGAGAUGUAGGCCGAUGAGCUAAAACUAGUCUUCAAGUGGCUUAGAAGGGUAGAAAAGCAAUGAUCCACGCCGGCCACUCGAGACACGGCGGAAGAGACGAUGACGACGCGAAUACUAGAUACAGAUCGUCUGUGCAAGGCAGGAGAAGCGCAGGACACGCAAGACACACAGCACACUCAGCACACGCAGGACACGCAGGACACGCAGCACACUCAGCACACGCAGGACACGCAGGACACGCAGGACACGCAGGACACGCAGGACACGCAGGACACGCAGGACACGCAGGACACGCAGGACACGCACGAGACAGAUCCUCCACAGGUGAAAGCGAACAGGCCACAGUGGACGAAGCACCUAGAUAAGCUAACUGGCCAGCUGGGCGAUGAAGACCAGGAGCCACGACAGCAAGAGCAGGACAGGCAGCGUAUACCGGGGCGCAAGAUACGGUCAAGCGACGUGUCAAGCGAGGGGACCUCAGCAUCAAAGCGACGCGUCUUGUCACCUGCAGCACCGGCCAACACCGCCGGCACCAAAACCAAACUCCUGUCCAUUCCCAAAGGCUUGAAGUCAAUGGCCAACCUGAAAUGGACUCCGUCUUCCUUCUCCUGCCCCGACGGUCAUGGCUGGAUCUACUACGCAUAUCCUUCGUACCUUAUUUGCGUCAAGGAUCUGCAGAGGAAGGUGAUGUCCAGCCAUGUCUUGGAAUUGGCAAAGUAUAUGGGCAAUGCGGAGCAACACGGUGAUGAGGAGCUGGAGGUGUGCAGAGUGGAUUGAAGAACACCAGGCGUGAAGACUCUAAGGUUGACGAGGAAAUCAUGCUGGAGAGGAUAGGCGCUGCACAAGAGGGCCAGGCUGCGCGAGCUAUCAGACUAUACCUCUCCGAGUGAAUCUGUUACUCUCUUAUAUCUAAUCUAGUCGCCGGCGGGCAAUUCUCGGCUAUCACGGUCGCCAAAGUCCUCACAACAACGAACAACAAACAGACCGUGUUCUGUCGUCAAGAUGCCUUUCCCAGCACCGC